Menidia menidia (Atlantic silverside) is the source of this 2276-nucleotide messenger RNA. The record is from the annotation of a GenBank genome assembly. Lineage: Eukaryota; Metazoa; Chordata; Actinopteri; Atheriniformes; Atherinopsidae.
CGCAGCCCUCGCCUGCAAACCCCCCUCCACUCUUCCUGAGGCCUCCAGCUCCAAAUCCAUCCUCUUACCCACCCAGAACUAUGCACUGAUGCAGAUAGCGGGGCAGGAUGGCACCUACUCCCUGGUGGCCCUCCCCCCCCCUGUCUCCUCUCAACCGCCCCAGCAACCCCCUCAGUCAGUCCAGAACAACCUCAAGUUACCCAUUCCCAGAUACCCGUCAGCCAGGAGCAAGUGGGCCCACGAUAAGGUCAGAGCUCCUGCUCUGAGCGGAGGGUCAGUGCUGCCCCUGACCAGGCCCGGGGGCAGCGGGGCUCCGGGGGCCCCCAACAAGCUGCAGGAGCCCAAGCAGCCCGGGGAGACGCGGUUGCCCAAAGAGGAGCCCUCGGAGCAGGUGAUAGUGGUGGAGCCGGCCUCGUCGGAGCUGUCUGUGGCCGCGCUGCUGCCCGACAGUGGGGUCCACUACCAGAGGCCUCAGCCAGAGCCAGCUCCACACGCCGCCGAGCCCCCGGCUCCACCAGGCCUCCUGCACAGCCUCCAGCACCCCCCCCGCUGCUGCCGGCAGCUGCUCGGCCACAGGCCCGGAGGCCAGUAGGAGCUCAGUCCGGCUGUGCCAGACCACCGCGGCUGCAGGUCAGCCCCAGAGCAGCAUCACCGUCCUGUCCCCGGCCGUCCUCAGUAAAGCCAUCCAGCUCCUCCCUCCCAAGGGGAAGCUGCCCAUUCUGCCCUACUCCAAAAUGAAGAGCAGCCUGGUCCCAGCAGCCAAACUGAGCCCUCUAUCCCCAGAGAGGGCAGCUUUCUCUGGGAGGGCUGGGCUCUCCGGUCCCUCAGAUCCCAGCAGGGACUUUGAGACCGCUGAGGCCUUGUGUCAUGAGCCGGUGCCAAACUCCAUCCAGCAGCUCCAGGCCAAGACCCCUCUGCCUGUCCUGCUCCAGAAAGCUCCUGGAAAGAAAAGGGGACGCAAAAGAAAGACGGUGGAGGACAUCUUGGCGUUUGAGGCCCGAAAAAAGAGGUCCCUGUCUUUCUUUCGCAGAAGGGCCCCUGACAAACCGCCAGCGGCUAGUCCGAGCUGCAAACAGAAGGAAGUGGACAUUUCUAAGAAGUACCGCAGCAUUCGACCCAAGCCCCUGCUGCUGAUGGAAAGCGUUCCCCAGCUGCUCAGCCUGCCCGCCAUAGCUUCAGAGAGCCGGGAUCAGGAGCUCCUACUGGGCCAUCAGCUCCCCUCAACCGCAGCGAGCAGGAACCUGGACUGCCCCCCCCAAACGGCCCCCGUCACGCUCCACCAGAGAGGGGGCUCUCAGCCCAAAGUCCUGCUCGGAGGCCGGCCCCUCUACCGCUGCUCCACCUGCAGCCGCUCCUUCCAGUUCAAGCAGCACCUGCAGAGCCACAUGGGCCCCCCCGCCGGCAGCCGGCCCCACCUCUGCCCACUGUGCCGCAAAGCCUACGCCCCCCGCGCCAGCCUCAGCACGCACAGGAAGCUGCAGCACGCCGAGGGCCCCCGCCACGCCCUCUGCUGCCACUUCUGCCACAAGUCCUUCGGGUACGUGGGGGUGUACUUCCGCCACCUCAGAGAGGUGCACAAGGUGGUGCUGACGGUGGAGCCCUCCGUCAGCCAGCACGAGGAGGACGCCGACGCAGGAAGCAGGGCGGCGUCCCCAGAGCAGGAGGAGCAGGAGGAGCAGGAGGAGGAGGAGCAGGAGCAGGAGGAGGAGCAGGAGCAGGAGGAGCAGCAGGAGGAGCAGGAGGAGGAGCAGGAGGAGCAGGAGGAGCAGCAGGAGGAGCAGGAGGAGCUGCAGAUCAAAUGUGGGCGCUGCCAGGCCGUCACGCCCACCUUCGCUGACAUGAAGAUGCACCUGCUGUACGUCCACGGGGAGGAGGUCCCCCCGGGGCCGGGCGGGGGUCAGCCGGGCGGGGGUCAGCCGGCGCGGGGCAGCCGGGCGGCGGAGCGGGAGCUGGACCACUUCUCCUCACUCUGCAAGCUCAAGAAGCACAUGGCGUCCCAGCACCGCCUCCGGCCCCGGGCCCCCGCCCCAGAGAGCAGCGCGGGCCUGGGGCUGCUGGCCGGGGGGGCCGGGGGGGCGGCGGGGGCCGGGGGGGCCGGGGGGGCGGCCUUCAGCUGCGUGCUCUGCAGCAGGGGGCUGGCCACCAGGGCCUCGCUCAUGGAGCACUGGAGGGGCCACCACCGCUGUGAGCGGCCCGGCCUGCUGUGGGACGCCCUGAGCUCCUACCCCCCCCAGGACCAGCACCACCCUGCUCCACACCGGCAGGAGCUGGACUAG